AUGCACAUAAAGGAUAUUUGCUUGGAGGGUUUCAAAUCAUACGCGACGAGGACGGUGGUUCCGGGUUUUGACCCGCAUUUCAACGCGAUUACGGGUCUGAACGGGUCUGGGAAAUCCAACAUCCUCGAUUCCAUCUGCUUCGUUCUGGGUAUCACUAAUCUUCAGCAAGUUCGAGCUGCGAAUCUGCAGGAGCUCGUCUACAAGCAAGGACAAGCUGGGAUUACGAAAGCGACUGUCUCCGUUACCUUUGAUAACUCCGAGAGGAAUAAGAGUCCUCUCGGAUAUGAAGAUAAUCCCGAGAUAACCGUCACUAGACAAAUUGUAGUUGGUGGGAGGAACAAGUAUUUGAUCAAUGGAAAGCUUGCACAGCCAAGUCAAGUCCAGAAUCUUUUCCACUCGGUGCAGCUUAACGUCAACAAUCCUCAUUUUCUCAUUAUGCAAGGACGUAUCACCAAAGUUCUGAACAUGAAACCACCGGAGAUAUUGUCAAUGCUCGAAGAAGCUGCUGGUACAAGAAUGUAUGAGAACAAGAAAGAGGCUGCUUUGAAAACGCUAGAGAAAAAGCAAACCAAGGUUGAUGAGAUAAAUAAGCUCCUAGAUCAAGAGAUCUCGCCAGCUUUGGAGAAGCUGAGGAAAGAGAAGUCACAGUAUAUGCAGUGGGCUAAUGGUAACGCAGAACUAGACCGACUAAAGAGGUUCUGUGUCGCUUUUGAGUAUGUUCAAGCGGAGAAAAUUAGAGACAACUCUCUCCAUGUGGUUGAGCAAAUGAAGACAAAGAUGGCAAGUAUUGACGAAGAGUCAGAGAAGACACAGGGAGAAGUAGUGGAACUGGAGAAUCAAGUAAAAGCUUUGACUCGGGCAAGGGAAGCCAGCAUGGGCGGAGAAGUGAAAACUUUGUCUGACAAAGUGGAUUCACUGUCUAACGAAGUGACACGUGAGUUAUCCAAGCUUAAUAAUAUGGAGGACACCCUUCAAGGCGAAGAAAAGAAUGCUGAAAAGAUUGUUAAUAAUAUAGAAGAUUUGAAGAAAUCUGUAGAAGAGAGAGCUUUUGCUCUGAAGAAGUCCGACGAAGGAGCAGCAGAUAUAAAACGAAAAUUUCAGGAACUUUCGACCACAUUGGAAGAGUGUGAAAGAGAACACCAGGGUGUACUAGCUGGUAAGAGUAGUGGAGAUGAAGAGAAAUGCCUCGAAGAUCAGUUACGCGAUGCAAAGAUUUCUGUUGGAACAGCUGAAACGGAGUUGAAGCAGCUGAAUACAAAAAUUAGUCACUGUGAGAAGGAGCUAAAAGAGAAAAAGUCCCAGUUAAUGUCAAAACAAGAAGAAGCUGUUGCAGUGGAAAAUGAACUUGAUGCUAGAAAAAAGGACGUCGAAAGUGUAGAAAGGGCACUCGAUUCUCUUCCAAUUAAAGAGGGUCAGAUGGAAGCAUUGGAGAAGGAUCAAGGAUCGGAACUUGAAGUUGGGCAAAGGCUGAAAGAUAAAGUGCGUGAUCUUUCAGCUCAAUUAGCAAAUGUUCAGUUUACGUACCGGGAUCCUGUGAAGAACUUUGAUCGAUCGAAGGUGAAAGGUGUGGUUGCAAAACUGAUAAAAGUUAAUGAUAGGUCCUCAAUGACAGCUUUGGAGGUUACUGCUGGCGGGAAGUUAUUUAAUGUUGUCGUAGACACAGAAGAUACUGGGAAACAGCUCCUUCAAAAGGGUGAUCUACGGAGACGAAUUACAAUUAUUCCUCUCAACAAAAUUCAGUCUCACGUAGUUCCACCUAGAGUGCAGCAAGCCACUGUUAGAUUGGUGGGGAAGGGUAAUGCGGAAUUGGCACUUUCUUUAGUUGGUUAUAGCGAAGAAUUAAAGAAUGCCAUGGAAUUUGUUUUUGGUUCCACUUUUGUUUGCAAAACUACUGAUGUGGCAAAGGAAAGUGAAAAAUGGAAUACAUGUUACAUUUCCAAACGAUGGUUUCCUGAUACGAUGCAAUAG
Microthlaspi erraticum is the source of this 1968-nucleotide messenger RNA. Lineage: Eukaryota; Viridiplantae; Streptophyta; Magnoliopsida; Brassicales; Brassicaceae. The record is from the annotation of a GenBank genome assembly.